CGUGGAAUGGAGAAACCUUUGCUUCAAGUUCUGUUCUUUCUUCAGUCUGCAUUUUUCAGUUCAGCGUUCUGCGUUCAACUUCGCAGCGCUAGUCGGUUGUGAAUUUGUGUGGUUAGGUUGCUAAAGUGCUCAAUUUCAGUGCUCAAUUUCGUUUGUUGUUUUUAAUUGUGAAACUCCGCGGCUCUUUUAAUCUCUAGUGUUGUGCAUUAAUGGAUUAAAACCGUACAAGAUGUCGGACUUUGAGCGGAUCAAGCGAUCUUGCCUGAAACGCAAUGAGUUGUGGGAAGAUCCGGAUUUCCCCGCCACCCAGUCCUCAGUGUUCUACCAUCAAACGCCCCCCUUCCAGUUCCAUUGGAAACGACCAAAGGAUUUAUGUUCGCGACCAGUGUUUGUUCAUGACUCUCCUUCUCAAUUCGACAUCAGCCCUGGCAAAAUGGGUGAUCGGUGGCUGGUGUCGUGCCUGGGUGUGCUCUACCUGAGCAAGGGUUUAUUCUACCGGGUGGUUCCGGCGGACCAGAGCUUCCAGUCAGGCGACUACUGCGGCGUGUUCCGGUUCCGGCUGUGGUGGUGCGGCGAGUGGGUGGAGGUGCUAGUCGACGACAGAUUGCCCACGUUCGGGGAUCGACUGUCCAGCGCCGGUACACGGCUUGCUUUCCUGCAGGCGCAACAUACCGACCAAUUCUGGCCCGGGCUGCUCGAGAAGGCCUAUGCAAAAUUGCAUGGAUCGUAUGAAGCACUCAAGUAUGGAACUUUGUUAGAUGGCUUGGCAGAUCUUACAGGUGGCAUAACAGAGAGCAUUAGCAUAAGGCAGGACCCAACCACAUGUGGGCGCAUGCUCAGUAAACUCCUCGAAAUGACCACACUCAUCACAUGUACCGUACAAUCUUCCACUACGCUGGUUCGAAACCAAACAGAAAAGCUAGCCAAUGGAAUUCAGAUUGGAUCAAAUUAUCGACUUUACGCUGUUGAAAGGGUGGAGACAUUCAAUGGAGAGCCAAUACAGCUGGUGCGACUUCGGAAUCCGUUGGGGGUAGUGGGUGGAGAAUAUGUGGGGGCGUGGUCACGUGACUCGACCGAGUGGGACGAGGUGCCUCCGCACGAGAAGGAGCGCCUCAAUGCCAGGCAUUGCGCUGACGGCGAGUUUUGGAUGUCGUACUCGGACUUUGUAAAAACGUUCACACAUUUGGAGGCGGUGCACCUGGACUCGGACACGUCACGUGACGAGCCAUCACUGCACCACAAGCAGACCUGGCAGAUGCGUCUCUUCCAGGGCACCUGGCAGAAGGGAGUGUCGGCCGGAGGCUGCAGAAACAAUCCUGAUACGUUUCACAUCAAUCCACAACUGCAUCUCAUACUUAGUGAGCUAGAAGAAGUCAUCAUAUCAUUAAAUCAACACAGCAUAAUGGAGCCAAAGGUUAUUGGAUUCACAGCCUACUCAUUACCAAAAAACAACUCCGAUACCAUAGGAAGGGCAUUCUUCAAGAAAAACAAAUCACUCGUCAAUUCUCAGUACACUAAUAGUAGACAAGUUAGCCAUAGAUGUCAACUGGAACAGGGUGGAUACUUGGUAAUGCCUACCACGUUUGAACCUGGACAGGAGUCAAGCUUUACGUUACGAGUUUAUUCUAGUAAACCACUCAAGUUGAAAUUAUUGGACACACAUCCUUCAUUAGUGAAGUCAGCUGUCAUAAAGAGUGGUGGAGGAAUGGAUUACAUCAAAAGCUGCGCUUGCAUGGAGGUUUGCAGACAAGUCGUCUUAACUCUGGAUACAACGGGCAGCGGAAGGUUGAAACUGGGCGAUUUCAAAGAUCUGAUGUGCAGUCUCAAGUAUUGGCAGACAGCCUUCAAAAACCACACGAGGGAACGAGCCGGAAUAUUGAAAGCUGAAAGGUUGAAAGAUGCACUACUGGAAGUUGGGUUCCAGUUGAGUACAGAUGUGAUGUCUGUGAUAAUUCUGCGUUACAUGAGGAAAGAUGGAACAUUUCGGUUCGGCGAUUUUGUUUCCACAAUUCUUCACCUGACUGUUGCUUUCACUAUUUUCGAGUCCAAGGACCCACUACAAAAUGGAAACAUUAAGUUGACUUUACCAGAAUGGCUCAAAACAUCGUUAAUGUGCUGAUGUUCGUGUAAACUCUUUCGAGUGAUGUAAAAAUUGUUAUAGCGUACCAGAACAGAUUCAAACAACACCGCAUUUUGCUUAUGAAUAUCACCAAUGGUCUCUGCUUUCCCCCUUGAAUAUUUAUUUUAAAUUCAGGUUUAAAGUAGCUUUGUGUGAAUACCUGUUGUUUUCGCCUGGUUUGUAUCUAUUUCCGAUUAAUAAA
Messenger RNA from Nilaparvata lugens (brown planthopper), 2321 nucleotides. It is a transcript of the gene CalpC, whose product is annotated as calpain-C. Bases 230 to 2119 code for a protein of 629 amino acids. The record is from RefSeq and is a predicted model, not a curated record. Gene Ontology annotation, molecular function: calcium-dependent cysteine-type endopeptidase activity. Gene Ontology annotation, biological process: proteolysis. The transcript is spliced from 18 exons. Lineage: Eukaryota; Metazoa; Arthropoda; Insecta; Hemiptera; Delphacidae. Gene Ontology annotation, cellular component: cytoplasm.